AUGUCUGGUAGUUCCGGUUAUCAAUCUUUAGGUUACUCGAAAGAUUUCCCUAUGGCUUCUUUGCAACCCCCCUCCAGCACAUCGGUGGAGCAACCGGUCCCGCCGAAGGAUUGUGGACUGUCCACAGGCAAAACAACAACGCCAGAAGCCAUUCACGAGCCUUAUUUGGAUGAUCUGGGCGACAAGCCUCCGCCGCCGGGCGCCGUAGAAGACGGCAAGACACCCAACGGCCAAACAGAGAAAGCCACCCCCGAGACAUCGAAGCCCGGCGCUGAAACAUGGAGCUCACCGGUGCCCUUGUAUUGCACAGUCAACGGACGAAGCCAUAGCAUAUUAACGGACUUUGGGUUAAAUAUAUGUCCUCGUUGUGAUAUAAAUCUCUUGGAGACACCGCGCCGAGGUGUAACGGAUGAUCAAGCAGGGCCUGCCGAGAGCGCUGACGGUAGCGCUGACGAGAGCGCCGACGAGAGAGACGAUGGUUUGACAGACAAGGAUUACAACCCGGCAUGCAAUUGCCCUCAUUGCAAUGGAUUCCGUCUUCGCAAACGUUUCGAGCACGUCCCGCUUCGUCAGCAGGAAACGGGCGAAGAACAUAACCAGCAACCAAUGGUGGCAUACUCGGUGGAAUAUAUCGACCGCGAGGAAGGACAUAUCGGCAUACGUCCCUGGCCGACGACGUUUGACCUCGAUGUCGCCCGGCAGGGUGUCUUGAAGUACAAAGCCUCAGUCUUUAGCGUGGUAACUGUGCUGAAGACCUCCCAUGCGCCCGAGGUCUUUCGUUACAUCUCAGACGACCUCAGGCGUGACAGGGUGUCUCGCAUGAUGGAAGAUCCCGGCGUCACAGUGAACGUGCACGCAACAAAAAUUGUAGUUGGGUCGCAGGCUCUCCUAAAAGCUCUCCGAAUGGUAGUGCGUUACUACCCCCAACUCGAUCUUGAAGGCAGGUCUUUGGAGUUGGAUGAGCCUUACGCGGUCAUCGGUCAUCAUUUGGAAGAGCUCGAGAGCCUUCGUGGGGAUAUAGGGGCUGAGAAGCACGCGCCAGAUUCCAUUCCGAGAGUCGCGUCAGAACCUGGGGCGGAUGAUGAUGAGGACUUGAACGCAAAGGCAGGAGAGCAUCUUGGAUUGCUCCUCGACUAUCUCCACGCCAACGUUUACAAGGACAGGAUACCAGCUGAACGCAGCCUGCACCAGCGAAAUCUUUGCACCUUCGAGAUGCUGUGGCUCUUGUUCAAGCCCGGCACCACUGUUUACGUGGAAUUUCGAGGUAACCUUGCGGCUCAUGUGGUCCAAUCGGUGGUGUCUGAUGCCGCUAUUCUUUCCGACCCGAAACAACGACUCACGCCAUACAAGAUCAGGUUGUGGUCGCUGACAUAUGACGGGCGGUUUGUUGGCCGAAGCUCAACGGAGGUGGUUCUUCCUCCAUUUGGCGGGGAGCGUGCAAUCACAUCCUUGAAGGUCUUUCCGUGCGAGUAUUUCGAUAAGAGCGACGGCGGGAAAACCAAAAGGCGGUUAGAGGAGAAUGGUAAAAAAUGGUACAACCUUUUGCUUGGGAAACAAGUACGUUACCGGGGUGAGCUGUUCGAUAAAGGCUCCUUAGAAGCCAGAGACAGCCUCAGGAUGAGGGAGAGGAUCGGCCCAAAUCCCUCAAAGGGCCCGAAUCGCGAACAGUUACCGCCACCACCACCACCGCCGCCGUGGAUUCCCCCGCCCAUGGAUCCGUUCAUGCGAGGGGCUUCGCGAGAAGUUACAAGACAAGGGCCGGUAUGUGACUUAUUGACUUCGCUUCUUCCUGGCCUCAUUAGAUCCAAUGCUAAUUUAAAUUAA
Podospora anserina S mat+ is the source of this 1824-nucleotide messenger RNA. RefSeq lists its product as uncharacterized. The transcript has a single exon. The record is from RefSeq and is a predicted model, not a curated record. Lineage: Eukaryota; Fungi; Ascomycota; Sordariomycetes; Sordariales; Podosporaceae. The coding region runs from base 1 to 1824 and encodes 607 amino acids.